This is a messenger RNA of Liolophura sinensis, 2741 nucleotides long. RefSeq names its product cdc42 homolog. Bases 105 to 680 code for a protein of 191 amino acids. The record is from RefSeq and is a predicted model, not a curated record. Lineage: Eukaryota; Metazoa; Mollusca; Polyplacophora; Chitonida; Chitonidae. Gene Ontology annotation, molecular function: GTP binding; GTPase activity. The transcript is spliced from 5 exons. Gene Ontology annotation, biological process: small GTPase-mediated signal transduction.
CCGAAGAAGGGAGACCUGCAGUUCUAGUGUUAACGCCCAGAAGCCGGUUUUCUCUGACGUUUAGCACAUUAGUUUCAAGGAUUUCUUGGCACAAUAUCCCCAGCAUGCAGACCAUUAAGUGUGUGGUGGUUGGAGAUGGGGCUGUGGGUAAAACAUGCUUGCUCAUCUCCUACACCACCAACAAAUUUCCAUCAGAAUAUGUACCUACGGUAUUUGACAACUAUGCGGUGACGGUGAUGAUUGGUGGGGAGCCGUACACCCUGGGGUUGUUUGAUACUGCGGGACAGGAGGACUAUGACAGACUUCGUCCUCUCAGCUACCCUCAAACCGACGUCUUCUUAGUCUGCUUCUCUGUUGUCUCACCAUCAUCGUUUGAAAAUGUUAGAGAAAAGUGGGUUCCUGAAAUCACGCAUCAUUGUCAGCGAACACCAUUUCUGCUUGUGGGAACGCAAAUAGAUUUACGAGAUGAUGCUGCUACAAUAGAAAAACUGGCCAAAAACAAGCAGAAACCUAUCACUAUUGAACAGGGAGAAAAACUGGCUCGUGAACUGCGAGCAGUUAAAUAUGUGGAAUGCUCAGCUCUCACUCAGAAAGGUCUAAAGAAUGUAUUUGAUGAGGCGAUCUUGGCGGCCUUAGAACCUCCGGAGUUGACAAAGAAAAGAAAGUGUGUACUGCUUUAGAAAUUCUGGUGAUUGGGUGACCAUACUGUAGAAAACCAAAAGACAUUUGGACCUAAGUGAUAACUGCUCUUGUGCAGAGAAGAGGCCAGGCUAGCCCAUCAUCUGCUGUGGACCAGGGAUAUCAGGGGCAGUUAACCCACUAUAAAGGGACAGAACUCCUACAGCAGCAGUCCGAGGCUGUGUUCUGUCCAAUGUCCUGGCGAGGCUGGGAAAUUGGUCAAAACAAGACCUUUACAAAUAAAUGUAGUUAAAUGGGAAUUUAGAACCAGAGUUUUCAGACUGCAUGACUUUAUAACUUCUAAAAUCAUGUUUUACUUUUAAAAGUUGACAAAAGAGAACCCUCCCUCAAGAUGGGUAUAAUGCUCUUUUUCAUAGAUUGAAAACACUUGCAGAAUCUUGUUAUAAGGUGUUCGAUCGCGAAAGACGGCCUUUUUCUAAAGUGUUGUACAUUUUGUAAAUAUGGUACCUAUCUGUCAUGUACAUUCUUAUUCAUUACAAACCUAGCUAGGCUUUAGCACCUUACAAGUUACAUCGAUAGAUUGAUUUAUCAAGCGGAAUGUUGAGGUCUUGAGAAGCCUAUCUUGCACUAAUACUUGAAAUUUGAGGACUUUAGAUAGGUCCCUGCUAAAACUUCUGCAUAACAGCCAUGGGUAAUAGGUAUUGGUUUUCCCUGGCUGUAAUCUGUGGUGUGUUCUAUAUUUGAUUAUGUAUGAAGUGCCACAGCUGUGUGUUAAGCAUGCUUUGAGGACUGUUUAGUGGUGUAACUGUUCUGUAACCUCACUUGUCUUCCUCUUUUCAUUGUGAUAGUGUUAAGUCUGUCAGCAGGUCAAUACCUGUGCCCCUUGUUUCUUCAUAUUUCCGUACUCCUUGUGCUAAUUCUUUGAUGAAUCUGAUGUUCUUAAGUCGCCUGUAGUUUUAUUAUAUCUUUUAUAACUUGUCUUUGCUAUGUGAACCCCAUAUGUAUAAGUCAGCUGUACCAGAUUGUUGUUCAGUGUUGGCUCGGGGGGAGGGCAGGGGUGGGGAAAAAGAAUGUUCAAUAUUCAGAUCUGUUAACCUUCUGUAUAUCAUAACAAUCAGUUUUGGUCAGGGCUGUUAUGUCACGUUGAUGAGAAUCAUGUAGUUAGGCAAAUAUUUCUGUCCAUUGAGGUAAUACAUUUUGCUGUAGAGUUGAAGAGAUUUAACAUUGAUAGACAAGCAUACGGAAUAUUGUAAUAACAAAUGUUCGACCUCCCAUUUGGCAGUCCAGUUGGAAUUGGUUGUGAAGCUGUUUAUUAUUUCUAAAUGAUAAAUUUUAAACAUGUGGGGAUGUUUAAAGCGCAAUAUUUACAUACACAGGUGCAAAUGGAAAAUAAGUGACAGUGGUGUAAUAUACUAGCAUCAAAGUCUAAUGGGUGGAAUCAACUGUAUGGUUAAGCCAACUAUGCUGGAAAUCACUUACACUGUAAACAACUGUUACCCUGGAGGCAUAAGCAUGAAGUGUCAAGAGUAUACACACACGACAGACUUUAGUGACCUUGGUAUCCACCCAACCAGGAAGUGUGUAUGUCCUUCACUCUGUGCAGACUAAAUUUAAAGCAAAAGAGAUAUAUUAAGACAGUGAAUCGUAGGUAAUCAUCCAAAACAUAGUUUUGGAAGUUACAAAUGAUUAAAUGUGAUUUCUUCUAGGAAUGUUUUAGAAUGUGACAAGCUUGCUGGUUGCACAAAGCUUUACAUUUCCUGUCACUAUUGAUGCUCUUCAUAUUUGUCCCUGGAUGAGGCAUAGAUGUGGGUGCGGUGUCAAAACGAAUAGCAUUAUAUUUCCAACAGUCACCUGCUAUAUGCCACAGAUUGCAGAGACCAGUGCAUGUACAUUCAUAGAUUCACUCCCUCAGCCUUGUACUGAAUCUACUGUGAAACUAAUCGGUCAUUGAUGGAGUAUGCGUCCUAUUUAAGGGUGGUAAUAUAUACGUAUGUGUCAAUAGCAUAUAUCUUGAUCCUUGGAAGACAUCACUGUAUGCUCAUAUUGUCUUAUCAACAUUUGUAUUAAUAAAAUCUUUUCAAUAAAUUAAUGUAAUUAACCAA